This is a messenger RNA of Sinocyclocheilus grahami, 1558 nucleotides long. RefSeq names its product proline-rich protein 36-like. The transcript has 6 exons. Bases 75 to 1442 code for a protein of 455 amino acids. NCBI's taxonomy places the organism in Eukaryota, Metazoa, Chordata, Actinopteri, Cypriniformes, Cyprinidae. The record is from RefSeq and is a predicted model, not a curated record.
UAAGCUUGUCAAGCUGUAGAGUUAAGGUUUUUCUAAUAAUUCUGGCUUUCUUGGCACAUGCUUGAAAACUUACCAUGCCUUGGGCAAAGGGCAUGUUACUUUUCACAAUGGCUGUGGUGACACUGAGUUCUUCUUUAAGGGCUGAUCCUGAGGACUUUUCAGAAGUAGGUUCUGCUUAUGGAGCAGCCUCUGAAAACAAGGCCCGUUUUGGCAAACUUUUAAUUGGUGGUCAAAGUACAGUAUCUAAUAAUAAUGUUAAGACCUCUGCGUUGAGGUCAGUGGAGUCUGAUGGGCACCAGUCAAAUAAGAAAGCAUGGUUUCACUCUGCUAGCACUAAGCUGUACCAUCUGGGUUCUUCUGUGCAAUGUAGCAAUGAUUCAAUGAUCUUGCGCAUUCCAGGACAGAGAAUGUCACACGUUCUGGUUGACCGAGGAGAGGAGUCACCAGUGCCUUUGUCAGCGAUGCCAGCUAGCUGUGGUUUCUCACUGAAGCGAGCACGCAGGGAUGUGUCUCUUGUUGCUCCAUACCGGGGCUGUCAUGUCAGACAACAGGGUGGAAGUUAUAUUCUGCCACUCAUUAUAAUGGGAGCUCCAGUGCAAAUGUCUUGCCCUGUGAGUUCUCUCCUCCCUUCCGUGACCUGCUUCUCCUCUGGCAUGAUUGUCACACUUGGCAUCAGAGCAGAUUAUGUUCAAGUUAAAGUUGAUGGAUCAUGGCAGCCUCUGCUCCGGAUAUGUGCUCAAUGCUCUUUUACAUUGGAGACUACUGCUGGUUCACUGGCUGUCACUGCACCAUUCACAGGAAGCUGUUGGGAAAUGACGGAUACUGAAAGGCGACUCCCUUUGAUGUACGGUGACCGGGAAGUGACUCUUUCCUGUCCUCUGACACGGCCAACUGUAGCCCCAACCACACCUGCUGUCCGUGACCCAACUGUCAUGCAACCGAUUAUUAACCCUUUCCCUUUUGGAAGACCCUGGUGGUAUCCUCCAUAUCCUGGUGUACCUGCUACCCUGCCUCCCACUGUGCCACCUACAACGACUACAACUGCUCCUUUUCAAUAUCCUUUCCAGCAACACAUGUUCCCUCACAAGUAUCCAAUGCCAAUAUUUGAUCCUUACUCUAAAGGUGACCCAGCUGCUCCCCCAGCACCACAACCACAAUAUCCCUGGUACCCAAAGCUCCCUCCUUAUAUGAAUGGCUUCCAAAGCCCAGUUGAAGUGACCCCUCCUGCAACUACCCCUGCCCCAUACCAGCCUCCGCACCAGUAUCCAGGUUUUCCUAUGUACCCACCAUUCUAUGGUCAUCAACCCAUGAAGUCUUUGUCUCCAACUGUGAAAUACCCUUUCAUGCCCCAGUAUCCUAAGGAUCCAAUCUUUGGCCCCCGCAGCCCUAAAUCACCAUCUUCUCCUGCACCGUUAUCCUCAUUCUACAGGUCUUGUAGAUAACUCGCUUGAUUGAGCAGAUGAGUAUACUCUGAAGUGGCAUUGCUUUUAUUGACACCAGAACAAAUUGAAUGACAUCAAUAGUUGGGUUUAAGCCUAAUAAAGCUUUUUGACUUUAA